This is a messenger RNA of Coffea arabica (coffee), 825 nucleotides long. NCBI's taxonomy places the organism in Eukaryota, Viridiplantae, Streptophyta, Magnoliopsida, Gentianales, Rubiaceae. The record is from RefSeq and is a predicted model, not a curated record.
ACCAAGAGUUAGACGGUCCAGACCCUCGCAAAAGCUCUACUCAGAAAAUUUGUUCAAUUAUAUAAGAGAUUCCGCUAUGGUAAUUGGUACAUACUUUCAGCGAGCAACCUAGCUAAUUGUGAUCGACCCACUUCAGAAAAUCUGCCAUGGGCGAGAAAGAACAGGCUAAGCCUUUGGCUCCGGCAUCCCACAGGAUCCACGUAGAGGAAGGAGCUGAAGCUCAGUCCAUGGAGACUAAAAAGUACAACAGGAGGAGGUGCAUCAAAUGCUGUGGCAUCUCUACCGCCCUCAUAUUGAUUCUAGCUGCGACCAUGUUGGUGCUUGCUUUCACCGUAUUUCGCGUUAAAAAACCCGUUUUGAAGAUGAACUCCGUCAAGGUCGAAGGAUUGGAUGUUGCUAUGGAGGCAAAUUUUCGUCUGGGGACAAACGUGACACUUGUAGCAGAUGUCUCGAUGAAAAAUCCGAACGUGGCCUCCUUCAAGUUAGAUAAUUCGACGACUUAUCUUUUCUAUGGUGGCAAGAUGGUUGGGGAAGCCAAGACUCCGCCGGGGCAUGCCAGGGCGAGGCGGACGAUGCAUAUGAAUAUCACGGUGGAUAUUCUGGCAGAUCAACUGCUGGAUGUGCACCGGCUGUGGAGUGAUCUGCAAGCAGGGGCUUUGCCUAUGGGUAGCUACACAAGAAUAAGUGGCCUAUUGGGUUGGGUGCCAGACCAAGUCAACAAGCAGCCAUUAUCCUCCUGGGACGACACGAAAUUGAUCGUGGAACAACUUACUAGUCACUGGUCUAGAGUCCAGACAUAGACUAGCCCAAUUCGGGUGGUAAAAU